Molecule: messenger RNA, 570 nt
Organism: Insectozyma verbasci
Lineage: Eukaryota; Fungi; Ascomycota; Pichiomycetes; Serinales; Debaryomycetaceae
Source: the annotation of a GenBank genome assembly
AUGGCAUUUCAAGAAGGUUCACAAUUACCAACAGAAGGAUUAGAAUUUUCAUACAUUCCAAUUGAUCUCUCAGAUUUAUCACUCAUAAAUCCAUUAAAAUGUGAUACUACUUCCAAACUCAAACUUUCAAAUUUACUUGAAAAAUUAUCAAACAGUGACUCACCUAAUUUAGUUGCUGUUUCUGUUCCCGGUGCAUUUACUCCUACAUGUACUGAAAAUCAUAUUCCUCCAUAUUUAGAGAAUUUGGGAAAAUUAAUUGAUAAAAAAGUUGGUGCUAUUUUGGUCUUAGCUACUAAUGAUCCAUUUGUUGUGAAUGCAUGGGGGAAAUUAUUGAUUAAAGAAUUUGUUAAAAUAAAUGAUGAUAAUAAGAAAUUACCUGAAAUUAUCUUUGCUUCUGAUGGUGGGUUUAGUGAAAAAUAUGGAUUAGCUGGUGAUAGAGGUGGUAUUAUCAGAAAUAAAAGAUAUGCUGCUAUUAUUGAUUCAAGAACUGGUGAUGUUACUUAUUUGGGUGUUGAAACAGAAAGAGGUGUUGACAAAUCUGGAGUUGAUGCUGUUUUAUCAAAAUUGUAA